This is a messenger RNA of Hydra vulgaris (swiftwater hydra), 2336 nucleotides long. RefSeq lists its product as uncharacterized. The record is from RefSeq and is a predicted model, not a curated record. NCBI's taxonomy places the organism in Eukaryota, Metazoa, Cnidaria, Hydrozoa, Anthoathecata, Hydridae.
GUUUUUUCUAGUUUUUGUUUUGUAGACUUUAGUAUUUUUUAAAAAAACUAUUUGAAAUUUUUAAAUAAUGCAGUUGAUACAAAGUAUUAUGAAUAUUUUAAUAUUGGUUUACAGUUUUUCACUUUUAAUAAGCGCAGAAAAAGUUGAUCUACGUUAUAUAACUUUAUUUGAAAGAACAAUAUCCGGAACUUUUAUUCCUCCUCAAACCGGUGAAUACAAAUUUUACAGUAGCUGCAACUUACCAUGCAAUGUGUUUUUGGGCUUCAAUAAUCCAUCUGUUGGUCUAGUAAAAAUUAUUAAUCAAAAUAAUAAAGUUAGAGAUCUAAUUUUUGACGAGUUUCCAAAUCAAGUUUCGCAUUUAAUUUAUUUGCAAACUGGAAUACCAGUCUACUUAAGAGCAUCGACAAUAUACAAAAAAGACGGAGGUCAUGUUCCAAAUCUAUCUGUUGGUGUUCUUUUACCUGAUGACACAAGUAUGUUUCCAAUCUCGCAUAAUUUAUUAAGAAAUGUAAGCAUUCAAAAUCACCGCAUCAAAAAUGAAGAUAUUUUAAUCAAAAGCAAAAUGCGAAAAAUGCAGAUGAUCAGAAGAAAAAAUAAGAGAAAAAAUUUCAAAAAGAUAAUUUUAUCUAUACCUCAAUUUCUUUCUAACAAAAUAAACAAAAUAAUAUUCGAUAUCAUUAGUAAGCCAUCUAAAGUAGACUUUACUAAUUCUAAUAUGAAAAUUAAAAAUCUUUUGACGGAAGGUUUAAACAGUCAUAAAAAAGACCUCAAUUAUCCACAAAAGCUAAACAGUUAUCACUUAAAUCAUAUUAAUAACCAAUAUAUGAUUGAACGUGAAUCGAAUUAUAAGAAACCACAAGAAUCUAACCACAGGAAAAACCACGAGAAACCAAAAGAAUUGAAUCACAAGAAUUAUUUGAGUGAUUAUCACAAUAACACAAGGUUUAAAAAUAUAAAACUUGUUAAUUUGAUGUUAGAUGAAAACCAAACAUCAUUGAGUGAUGUUGACAACAAACUAAAGGAAAACAUAAGAAAGUAUUUGCAAGAUGUUGAAUCUUCAAAUAAUACUGAAUCAACAGAGAGUUUCGUUCAAAGAAUGAUAAAUACUUAUAACAUUGCUAAAAAAAAAUACUCUCGCAAAGUAAAUGCAACCUAUGGCGUUUCCAGUAAUCGAACAAAGAGCGUUGACAAAUACUAUUCUCGAAAGAAGAUAAACACUCAUUCGACUCCUGAAGAUAAGCACAAUGAGUUUAGCAACACAAAUGAUAUAAGUUUACAAACAUUAGAUGAUUUACUGAGAAAAAAGUUGGAAUCUUCAGAUAUAGUGUUUGAUCUAAGUGGUACAUUUGAACCUUUAGAAAACCCUACAAUAAACGAUGGCGUAUUAGUUUUAGAAAAUAUUUUUGAAAACAAUAAAAAAGUAUCGGGGCUUCAACUACUUACCCAUGAAUUCCAAAAAAUCUUAAAGUCAAUGAAUUUAACAAACUUAUCUAAGUUUGUAACACCCUUAUUUGUAAAAGAAUUUAUAAGAAGUAAAUCUUUGAACCCUAAAUUAAACGAGAACAUUAAUUAUUUUUAUAGAAAAAUUAUUAGAAAAAUGCAACAGUCAACUAAUGAAGAAACAUAUAAUCAAUCAGUAGCAGUUAAAGAAAAGAAGCCUGAUGUUUUUCACGAUUAUGGGUUUAAUAUAAACAAUACUUUAGAGAAGCAAAGAGAUUCUAUUUCCCGUAAUCACUUAAACCAAUUGCUAUAUGUUGUGCUUAAUACCGUUUUACAAAAUCAGACGGCAAGAAAUACUCUUGACUUAAAUAAACAAUUAAAUAGUCAAUCGUUCUUAACUUUACAACCCUCACUAGACAUUCGUUCAAACUUUGACCCAAGUUUAAACUCAGUUUAUCAAGCAAACGAUCUUCUGAAAAAACAAGAAAAAAAGAUUAAAAAAAUCACACUUAUGAAAAAAUACGAUAAAAAAAAAUACAUACCCAACCAAAUAGAAACAACAAACGCUGUACUAUUAACAGCGAUAAGGGAGAUAAUUGAAAAGAUAAACGCAAUAAAGGAAUCAUUACAAGAUGAAAAGAAUAAUACUACAUUAAAGUGACAAAUAACAUUACGAAAACAAAAAUAAUAAAGCUACGUGAAGGCGUAGUUCCUUAUACAAAUUUACGUGUGACGUAUAAUACGUUUCUAUCCCGCUUUGCAUUACAAUUAGAAGUGGGAAAAACAGAGACGGUUGUGCGUCAAGGAACUUAAUAAUACGACUGAGUAAUUCAUUUAUAAAAAACACUUCAACGUUUUGUGUUAAAAUUGCAAUUAAAUACAAUAUUAAACUUUUA